AUGAUCAAGGGGCCUUUUUACUUUGACCUGGGCUCCGAACCCUCCAUAAACAACAAACAGGUUCUAUCGAUUCCGCCGUCGUCCUUGGUCGAUGUCGAUGUCGAUGUCGACAAGGCGGCCAUUCUUGCUGUGAGCCUCGUGCACAUGAAUUACAUACGAGGGUUGGUUCAAAAGGCGCGAUUCAAGGCGCGACAGAGCGAAGAGCGGGAGCAGCGGCUGGCCGAGAUGCUGGAGAACGGCGCCUCCACCAACAGCCGGACGUCGCCGGCCGCCUCGGCCACGUCCACCAACUCCAUGGCGUCGUCCAUCUCCGAGAUCUCCUCGCUGGAGGAGUCCCUCCGAGUCGGCGGCCGGGUGCGCCAAAUGUUUGAGGAGCGCCGCAAAAACGGAGGUGGGCCACUGCCGGUCCCGACGGGCUGGGACGCGGUAGACGCCCCCCACAACAAUCCGACGGCUGCGGCGGCGGCGGUGGCUCGAGGGCGGUCGCAGCCACGCCGACCUCACCAGAGUCGGAAUAACGCAGGCGGCGGUGGCGGUGGUGGUAAGCCGCCCACGGGACCCAUCACUGGCCUGCAUCGGCCGACGCCGAACGUGACGACUCAAAUGCGGCGGUCCAAGAGCGUGCAUCGGCUGGAGAACGGCGGCGUUGCCGCGACGACGUCGGCGUCCGCCAUGUCGACGUCCACGUCGUCGUCGUCGUCUUCGCCGCCGAGUCUCAACCCGUCCAGGUCCAGGGUCCACGCUGCGGCGGCCAUUAGUCGGUCUUCCAGCCAGCCUCCCAGGUUCGCCCUUUUUUUUAUUCUUUAA
This is a messenger RNA of Notodromas monacha, 807 nucleotides long. Lineage: Eukaryota; Metazoa; Arthropoda; Ostracoda; Podocopida; Cyprididae. The record is from the annotation of a GenBank genome assembly.